AUGAAGUAAAGUCUUGGUAAUCUGAUUCCUAAUAGUUUGGUAAAGAAGUAUUCUUUCAGACCACCUAAUCCAGCUUAAUAUACAUUUGAAUUUAAGGAUGGGAAAUACUAUUUUUUUCCAAUUAUAAAAGGAGUGAAGAAACAAAUUUGCAGUUAUUACUUACUCAUAGAUUCAUACAUACUAAAAAAUGAUUAAUUAUAUGUUCCUUUGAUUCAUUUAACAGGGUAUAUUGUUGAUCCAAAUAUAGUUUAUAAAAUGCUAAAACUGAUCUAUCCUAAUCAAAGGAAUGCUUAUUUAAUUCAAAGUCUUUUUAGUGUGACACAGAAAAAUAAACCUAGAGGAACAGGAUGUUAGUUAUAUUUUCUCAUGCAAAUGCUAGUGAUUUAGGUGAUGUAUACUUUUUUGGAGAAAGAAUAAGCAUAGAAUAUGGAGUAGAUUUUAUAGCAUAUGAUUACACAGGUUAUGGGAUAGGUUUUGGAUAAUAUAAAAUUAGUGAAUAGCAAACUUAUGAGGAUUUACAAAGUGUAUUAUCCUUUGCAAUAAAUAGAUUAAAUUAUUCUCUGAAUCAAAUUAUAUUAUGGGGUUUUUCAUUAGGUUCAGGUCCUGCUACAGAAAUAGCUACACGUUUUGGUGGAUUGGCAGGAUUGAUAUUAUAAGCUCCUAUUGCAUCAAUAUAUAAUUGGUUUGGUGAAGGGGAUUAUGGAUAAUAGGAUAUGUACGUUAAUUAUAAGAAAAUUUAAUAUGUUCGUAGUAAUAUAUUGAUAAUUCAUGGGGAUUCAGAUAAGAUUGUUGGUCAUGAAUAAAGUGAGAAAUUGUAUAAUAAAUAUUUGUAACAUAAUGCAAGAGGGAAGAUUUAAAUGGCAAUAGUGAAGGGUGCUGGACAUAAUGAUUUAUAGUUUCAUAUUGAGAGAGGGGAAGAUGAAUUAGGAUUUUAGAUAUAAAAUUUGUUAAGAUAAAAAGGUGGAGAAUUUAAUGAAAAAGAAUAUACAUUAUUGAAUCUAUGUUAUGUGAAAGAACACAUUCCAGGAUAACAUAUUUAUUAAUUUAAUUCAUUGAGAAAGUUUUCAAGUUCUUAAGAAAUUUAAAGAAAGAAAAUACAUGGUUUAUUCUCUUUAUGUACUUGUGAUUGA
Messenger RNA from Paramecium pentaurelia, 1130 nucleotides. Lineage: Eukaryota; Ciliophora; Oligohymenophorea; Peniculida; Parameciidae. The record is from the annotation of a GenBank genome assembly.